AUGGAUCACACCAAUGUAAGUGAGAUAAAAUAUUUCAUCAUCGCUGGGGUCUCUGAUGUCCCUAUGAUACACAUUUUAAUUUUCCUUCUGGUUCUCCUUAUUUAUCUUUUCACUGUUGGUGGCAACUUGACCAUUCUUCUACUGGUUUGCCUGGACCCUCAGCUCCAUACCCCCAUGUAUUUCUUCCUAUGUAACUUGUCCAUUCUAGAUAUCUGUUGCUCAACGAACAAUCUGAAUAAUGUUAUCAUAUCUUUCAUAUCAGGAGAUAAUAGAGUUUCUGUCCUCAGUUGUAUAGUACAGAUUUUCAUAUUUUUGUCUUUGACGUGUGGUGAGCUUUUAGUCUUAGCUGCAAUGAGUUAUGACCGGUAUGUGGCUAUCUGUAAUCCUUUGUGUUAUCACAUGAUCAUGGAUUGUAAAACAUGUGCAAUACUGGUCAUUGUAUGCUGGUUAUUAGGCGCAUUGGAAAGCAUACCAAUUUUUGGGGAAUUAUUAAGGUUUUCCUGCUACAAGUCAAACGUGGUCAACCAUUUCUUCUGUGAUAUAAUGCCAGUGCAGAAAUUGUCUUGCAGUGAUGCCUAUUUUCUGGACCUUUACAUUCUCACUGUAGGGGUUGUCAUUUCAGCUUUUACUCCCUUUCUUUUGACAUUUGUUUCCUAUGUCUUCAUUAUUGCAGCUAUACUGAAGAUUCGCUCAACCAGUGGAAGGCAUAAGGCCUUUUACACAUGUUCCUCACACCUCACAGUUGUCAUUCUUCUCUACACUACACUUGCCAUUCAGUACAUGAGGCCACAUUCCUUGGUCAACUUAGACUCAAACAAACUAAUGUCUCUGUUUAACACGGCAGCUGUGCCCAUAUUAAACCCACUGAUUUACAGUUUAAAAAAUAAAGAUGUCAAAGCUGCUUUUCGAAGGAGGAUGAGAUAUGUCUUCUGUGUUUUGUAC
Molecule: messenger RNA, 942 nt
Organism: Bufo gargarizans (Asiatic toad)
Lineage: Eukaryota; Metazoa; Chordata; Amphibia; Anura; Bufonidae
Product: olfactory receptor 8B12-like
Exons: 2
Biological process (GO): G protein-coupled receptor signaling pathway
Cellular component (GO): membrane
Molecular function (GO): G protein-coupled receptor activity; olfactory receptor activity
Source: RefSeq, a predicted model, not a curated record